Anopheles funestus (African malaria mosquito) is the source of this 30607-nucleotide messenger RNA. It is a transcript of the gene shot, whose product is annotated as dystonin. Gene Ontology annotation, molecular function: microtubule binding; structural molecule activity; calcium ion binding. Gene Ontology annotation, cellular component: cytoskeleton; intermediate filament; membrane. Bases 1187 to 27826 code for a protein of 8879 amino acids. The record is from RefSeq and is a predicted model, not a curated record. NCBI's taxonomy places the organism in Eukaryota, Metazoa, Arthropoda, Insecta, Diptera, Culicidae. Gene Ontology annotation, biological process: wound healing; intermediate filament cytoskeleton organization. The transcript is spliced from 34 exons.
GGUUCGUCGCUUAACAUAACGUUCACUUCACGACGUUUGGAAUUUCUCAGUACUUAGCUGAAAUUCGUUGCGUACGGUUGCGCCGCUACGCGUACGCGAAUGUAAAGAAGCAUUUCCUCUUUGCAAAUAGCAGUGUUUGUGUUGUUGUUUUUAUUUUUUCGUUUGUUUGAUGAUCGUCAUCUGCGCCAUCCGUUUUUUCAAAGUUAGUUGAGUUUUCUUGUCUAAUUUCCCGUGUACCGUGUGUGUGUCAUCUUAUUUUUUUUGUGUGUUUUUCCUCCGUGUGCAUAGCACAGAAGUGCGUGUAUGUGUAUGUGUGUUUAAUGUUUUUUUGAAUGGGAAUCCCCCAGUAAAAACGAAACGCAUAUCGAUCGAGAGAGAGAGGGAGAGAAAAAAAAGCACCGGCACACAGCAUACAGUUGUGAGUGAAGGGGCAAAAAAACCCACAAUUUUCUAUUGCAGAAAGUUAGCUGCAAUAUGUGUGCAAAAAAAAGUGAGAAAAGCUAUCUAAAGUACGCAGUUUAAAAGUGUAGUUGAGCAAAAAAAGCGUGUGCAGAGGAUGAAUAAUUUCGACACCGAAAUAUAAAUUCAUUCAAUCGUAAUUUCGUGCACACAGCAGGUGUAAUUGUUCAACUUUAGAUAGAUAUCCUUUCGAUCCCGCUUGGGAGUGCAUCGAACCCGACCGAAUGCGAAUUAAAUGCGAAUUUCCGAAACAACCAUUCAACGAUAAGGCGAUUCGCGAGUGUAAAGUGUUUUUAUACAAGUGUGUUUUUUUUUAUUUUAUACCAUUAAUAUUCAACUAAAGUGCCAUUAACAAACAAAUCGCAACAAAUUGUCAACAUUUUACUCACGCGCAGAAAGCGAAAUAAAAGCUUACAACGUAACACCACGAAACAGUAUAUGUACGUCCGCUUGUUUACAUCGUUUAACACUACUACCAGCAAAACGCGUAAAGCAUAUAAAACAGAUAAAUAGUAAUCAACAAAUCGCUACGUUCGAUGUUUAAAAAAAAACAAGAUAAAAUUAUAAUCGCAUACCAAUAACAACGAAGUAAAAGUAAAAGGCAAAACGAAACGAAACGACAAAGGAGCGAAAUUUAACGAAACGAAAAGAAAGCAAAACAUACAAAACACUGAACGAAAGUUUGAAGUAGUUCAUAACCGUGUGUCGGUGAACGUGUAUUGCCAUCAUGUCAACGCAAUCAUACUAUAAGGACCGGCUCGGGUUCGAUCCGCGGGAAGCACUGUACGACAACAAUAAUGGUGAGGUGUCGCAACAGCAGCACCACACCAGCAGCAGCUCGACCAGCAUCAACAACAAUCACCAUCACCAGCAGCAACAGCAGCAGCAGCAGCAGUACCAUCAGACGAUCACGACCACCACUACACACCGGCACAGCAUCGGUGGUGGUAGUGGUGGUACCAGCGGUGGAACAAUAGUAGGCAAACAUCACCACUACUACAACAAUGGUGGUGGUGGUGGUAGUCCCGGACCGGGCAAUGGUAACGUAGCGGUCGGUGGAAGCGGUACGCCGCACAACGGUAGCCAUCACCAUCAUCACAACAAUGGUGAAUACUACCAUACGACACCGGCCAAACGUCACCGGCAAUCGUUUACGGCGACGUCACCGGCCACCGGAUCGUCACUGAACGUUACCAGCCAGGGCGGCUACGAGGAUGCACUGACACAGUUUAAAGGUACUGAAUUGAUGACGAUAUGGGAACAUUUUGUUUGGGAUAUUAUAGAUGAGCGAGAUGCCAUACAGAAGAAAACUUUCACAAAGUGGGUCAACAAACAUCUGAAAAAGACCUACACCCAUUUACAUGUUUGCGUAAUCAUCAACGGAUUACCCUGUUGUCCGCCAGCUGCCUCCCGUCGUGUCGAUGACCUGUUCGAAGAUCUGCGCGAUGGACACAAUCUUCUUUCACUCUUGGAAGUAUUAUCUGGCGAACAUCUUCCAAGGGAGAAAGGAAAAAUGCGCUUCCACAUGCUGCAGAACGCUCAGAUGGCGCUGGAUUUUCUGCGGUACAAAAAGAUCAAAUUAGUCAACAUACGGGCCGAGGACAUCGUAGACGGCAACCCGAAACUAACGCUCGGUCUAAUAUGGACGAUCAUUCUGCACUUCCAGAUUUCCGACAUUGUCGUUGGGCAAGAGGACAAUCUUACCGCCCGGGAAGCACUGCUCCGUUGGGCCCGCCGUUCGACAGCCAAAUACCCGGGCGUACGGGUAAACGACUUUACCGCAUCAUGGCGCGACGGUUUAGCAUUCUCUGCGCUCAUCCACCGGAAUCGACCCGAUCUGAUCGACUGGCGAGAAUCACGAUCGCGUCGUCCGAGGGAACGGCUCGAGGUUGCUUUCCACGUGGUGGAAAAGGAGUACGGCGUAACACGGUUGCUGGAUCCCGAAGACGUCGACACAAACGAACCGGAUGAGAAGUCCAUGAUUACCUACCUGAGCUCACUGUACGAUGUGUUCCCGGAACCGCCACAGAUGCAUCCACUGUUCGACAUGGACUCACAGCGACGCGUGCAGGAGUACCGUGAACAGGCUCAGCAGCUACUGUACUGGUGCCGGGAAAAGACCUCCCUCCUGCAGGAGCGAGCCUUCCCGACCACGCUGAUUGAGCUGAAACGGUUGCUUACCGAUCUGAACCGAUUCCGCACCGAAGAGGUACCACCGCGGCAGCGUGACAAGCAGCAUCUGUUCUCGAUCUACAAAGAGCUCGAGAAGUAUUUCGAAUCGAUCGGCGAAGUGGACGUCGAAACGGAACUCCGUCCAGAAGCGCUCGAAAAGGCGUGGCAUCGGCUGAUGUCGGCGCUGGCCGAUCGGGACAUGAUACUGCAGCAGGAGGUGCAGCGGCUCGAGCGGCUUCAGAAGAUUGCCGAAAAGGUGCAGCGCGAGUACAAGCAUACAGAGACGAUCAUCACGAAGAUCGAAACGCGAAUCUCAGAGGAAAGCCGCCGCAUCGAACGUUUGCACCCGGUCGAGGCGAAGAACAUCGUCGAGGGACUCGACGGGGACAUUCGGCAUUUGGAGCAACCGCUGCAGGAGAUGAAUGAUGAUUGUCACAAUCUGAAGGAUGGCCGAUAUCCGCAGGCCAGUGAUCUUCACAAGAAAGUCACCAAGCUACACCAACGUUGGUCCCAGCUAAGGACAACAUUCCAUACUAGCCUAGUACAAAAACUGUCCGGUCUGAGCUAUCCGGUGCAAGAGACGACGAUAACGAAGCAAACGCGCGUCGUCACGGAAACGCGACAGAUCGGUACCAAUCCUUAUUUCCGGGAUGUGCAAGAAUACACUGAAUGGUGCCAAUCGAAACUGAAACAACUGCAUACCUCCGACUACGGUUCUGACCUUCCGUCCGCUAAAGUGGAACUAGAGCGCCAUCAGCACGAGCACAAAGUGAUCGAUCAGUUCCACUCUAAAAUAGCACAGUGCGAACGGCACGCGUCAAACUUCACCGGCGAGGAGUUGCAGCUGUACCGGCAGCGUUUGAGUCAGCUGCAGAAGGUGUAUGCCGAGCUGCUGAGCACCUCCACCAAGCGACUGUCCGAUCUGGAUGCGCUCGUCGAUUUCCUGGCGACUGCCACGGCUGAGCUAAGCUGGUUGAAUGAUCGCGAGCAGAUCGAAGUUAGCCGCGAUUGGGCAGAUAAAAACCUAGACCUAUCGGCGGUCCAUCGGUACUAUGAGCGUACGUAUGGAAAUGGUGAGGAAAACCUCAUGUCCGAGCUAGAGAAACGCGAAAUGCAUUUCGCUACCAUCCUGGACCGUGGAGAGGCUCUGCUCGUCCAGUCGCAUCCUGCAUCGAAGUGUAUUGAGGGUCAUCUGCAGGCGCUCCAGUCGCAGUGGUCAUGGCUGCUGCAGCUAACACUCUGCCUGGAAGUGCACCUGAAGCAUGCUACCGAUUACCAUUCGUUCUUCGACGAGGUACGCGAGGCAGAAAACUGGCUAACAAAGCGGGAUGAAAUUCUGAACAGCAAGUACUCGCAGUCAGAGUUUACGCUCGAUCAGGGCGAAUCACUGCUGCGAGGCAUGCAGGACAUCCGCGAGGAGCUGAACGCGUUCGGUGAAACGAUUGCGCAGCUGCAACAUCAAGCCACAGCGAUCGUGCCAUUGAAGCAGCGCAAACAACCAGUCAACCGGCAGUGCACCGUCCAAUCCAUCUGCUCGUACAAGCAGGGCAACAUUUCGCUGGACAAAAACGAAACCUGCACGCUGCUCGAUACAUCGGGACGCGUAAAAUGGCGCGUGAAAACAUCUAAAGGAGUUGAAGGUUCCGUCCAUGGUGUGUGCCUACUGUUACCACCGCCGGAUCAGGAAGCGAUCGAAGCAGCCGAACGGUUGAAGCGAUUGUUUGACCGUUCGGUAGCCCUGUGGCAGAAGAAGCAGCUCCGCCUACGGCAGAACAUGAUCUUUGCCACGAUCAAGGUCGUGAAGGGUUGGGACUUUGAACAGUUCCUCGCGAUGGGUGCUGAACAGCGGACGGCCAUCCGGCGGGCACUGAACGAUGAUGCGGAUAAGUUGCUAGCGGAAGGUGACCCAGCCGAUCCACAGCUUCGUCGAUUGCGUCGCGAGAUGGACGAAGUGAACCGGCUGUUUGAUGAAUUCGAGAAACGUGCCAGAGCAGAAGAGGAGAGUAAACAGGCAAGCCGUAUCUUUACUGAACAAUGCAUUUCGCUGAAGACACGUCUGGAGGAGAUGGCCCGCGAGCUGGACCACAUCAUACUGUCUCCGAUGCCACGCGAUCUCGACUCGCUCGAACAUACGGUCCAGAUACUGGAAGAUUACAAGCGUCGACUUGGCGGACUGGAACCCGACCUAAAGCAUCUGCAGGAAACGUUCCGAACCAUUACGCUGAAGACACCGGCGCUCAAGAAGAGUCUUGACAAUCUGAUGGACCUGUGGAAGGAGCUGAACACACAAGCGGGUCUACAUGGCGAUCGGUUGAAGCUUCUUGAAGGUGCGCUAGCUGGACUGGAAGACAAUGAGCAGGUUAUUUCCGAUCUGGAGAGCAAACUGUCCCGCCAGCUAGAGCUUCCGUCAACACAGGAAGGGCUGUACGAAGUGUACAAGCGGCUGACCGCUAUUCAGGAAACCAUUUCAAGCCAACAGCCCGAAAUGGACAAGAUGAAUGAUUCGGCGGAUCAGCUUGGCCGUAUGGGUGUUCCAACGAAGGUGCUGAGUGAUCUCAAACGCCUACAUUCCAACGUGGAACGGUUGAACUCGCGAUGGAACAACAUCUGCGGACAACUGGCAGAGCGCAUGCGCAGUGUUGAGACGGCAAUCGGAUUGAUGAAAAACCUACAAACCAGCAUUGUCGUGGAGGAGACUUGGGUGGAGAAACAGACGGAAAAGCUGCAGGCUCUUCCGACGGCCACAUCCGCGCGGGAGCUCGAUUCGAUGCUCGGCGAAACGGUGGAACGCAUUCCGAAGGUUGAACAGGUUAAUCUCACCGGUGGCCGCUUGAUCCGUGAAGCUAAGAUCUACGAUGGUAAAUGUGUCCAUUAUAUCGAUUGGUUAAGCGAAGUGCGUCCCAGCUUUUCGCCUCCUCGGCAAGAUCUCCGGCCGGCGAAUGGUGAUCCCGGUGCGACGGAAGUGUACUCGAAGCGGCUCGACACGCUCAAUGGCCGCUUCGAGACGCUCCUUGAACAGCUGACCCAGCGGCUAAAGACGGCUAUUGAGGUGAAUGGCGCGGACGGAUUGCGCUACGCAGAAAGCCUUCAUAAACCGCUUCGAACCUAUCGGGUCGAGUUCAAUCUCGGUCGCCCGACAAACAAUGGCACAGAGGGCCACCAGGAGGUCGAAGAGGACGUUUACACCUCAACAUACAGCACAUCGCAGAUAACGAAGAUCACGAACAACAAGCUGAUCUAUGAUACCAUCGAUAACAAUGGUGUUAGCAUGCCGACGACUGCGUCACCACUGCGCGAAAACGGAUCGCCCACAAAAGCAAAGCCCACCGAUGGCAGCUAUCCGACCAACGGUGCUUCCUCGGUGCAGUUCACGGAGAUUCGCAGUCUGAAGCGAAUUCAGCGCACGAGCGAAGCGGUCGGCACGAACAAUGGUCCCGAUGUGGAUGAAAUCGGCGGCGAUAAUAUACUGAACACGCCCGGCAUAAUCGAUCCGACCACCGGUCGGACGCUAACAGUCGGCGAGGCGAUCCGGAUGCGUGUGUUGGACGUACGCAGCGGGCUGCUAAAUGUAAGCACAACCGGUGAGCGCAUCAGCCUGGAGGAAGCCGCCAUGCGGAAGCUGAUCGAUCCGGAGCUGGUACUAAAGCUAUUGCGUCCCGGCGCUGCCGUCGAUCGUGACGGACGCCCGAUGAGCCUGCUGGAGGUGAUACAGAAAGAGAUUCUCGAGGCGGAGAAUGGUGGAUCGUACGAAAGUACGGAAAAGCGCAUAAAGGUAACGACCGAAGGCAUCAACGAGCAGCACCGUAGUAGCGGCAGCAGUUACAGUAGAACAGCGAUCGAUGAUGGUGGCGGUGGUGGUAGUGGUGGUGCUGCGGCGGCGGCGGCGGCGUCCUCCUCCUUCUCCUCCUCAUCGUCGCAGCAGCACGCUGUAAAGUAUAACACUAAGGAAGCAAAAAGUAUUGUCGAUGCAAUUAAGCAGGGCCUGGUGGAUGCGACGGCCGGCGGCGGUGGACUGUACCGUACGCCGUCCGGCCGGGAGCUUUCGCUGGCCGAAGCGUACGAGUGCGGGUAUUUGGUUAGGAGUGAAGCGAUCAAAAUAGCACCACACACACUCUGUCUGGCGGAUGCGCUGGCGCAGGGUCUGGUCGAUACCGGUGGCUGGGUGACGGACCGUAACACUGGCGAUACGUUCCGCCUGGACUCGGCCAUCGAGCGACAGCUGAUCGAUCCGCAUGUACGCGAAAUAGUGGACACGAAGCACGACACAAAGGUAACGGUAGCACAGGCACUGGAGCAGGGCAUCAUCAAUGCGCGAACGGGUCGCUACAUGAACCCGCAGACGAAGGAGAAGCUUACGUUUGCCGAAGCCCGGCAACGGCAACUUAUCGGCAAACCGCUCACGCUCAAGGACGUGUGCGAUCUGCAGCUGUACGAUCAAAGCGAGCGUAUCGCGUCGCCGACGCGCCGCGAACGCGUUAACAUUCCCGGGGCGAUCAGUUUGGGUGUACUCGAUGGGGAGCAUGUGCGGUCGAUCUAUAAAUCGGCCGGUGCGGAACUGCUCACGCUGGCCGAGGCCAUGGAUCAGGGCGUAAUACUACCGUUUGAGAAUCGCUACAAACAUCACGAAACAGGUGAACUGAUGACCAUUCCGGAAGCGGUUGAUCGGGGUCUUAUAUCAUCCGUUUCAAUACGAUCAAUUUUCAACAUUCACGGUUUUAAGGAUCCACACAGCGGAGAGUUCGUAUCGUUCAAUAUGGCACUCGCGAAGAAUGUGUUGCGCAAGCGCGAUGGGGCGUUUAUGUUAGAUAGUGGUAAGGGUGUUUUAAUAUCGCUAGAUCAAGCGGUAGGUCAGGGACUGGUAAGGCCAGAGGUAUACGAAAUGUUUAACCGUGCAAUAGGCGUGCCGGAUGAAACGGUACCCGGAAGGGAACUAACGCUACUGGAACUGGUGUACCGUGAUCAUAUCGAUCCAAAAACGGGCUACCUGCUAGACGCUGCCCGACGAGUGCUUCCGCUCGAACCGGCAAUCGAAAAGAAGUUUAUCACACCGGAAGGAGCGUUGCUCUUGAUCAGUUUGCUCAAUAUAACGCUCACGACCGAAACCGUUACCAAGACGAUUAAGCGAUACGUCACUAUAACGCACACGGGGGAAACACCAGAAAGCCAACCGCAGGUGUUGCUCUCCUUCACUGAGGCCGUACGACAGGGUUUGAUAGACGAGCAAACGCGCACGUAUCGAGAUCCGGCCACGGGUAAUCUUUACUCAAUUCAGCAAGCGCUGAAUCAUGGUUUACUCCUUCCGGAUACGGAAGCGGUGCCCAACAGCACGGAGGUACCCACCACAAGUGGGAGUUCGAUGGUAAAGUUCGAAACACGCGUGAUAAAGGGAGCGAACAGUCGUAGUCUGAACAUUACGACGGAAUAUCUUGAACGGGCAGACACUGAGAUGCAAACGUUCGAGCUACCGGCAAACGGAUGGCCACUGAACGAAGCAAUCGAACGUCAUUUGUUGAAUCCGGACACAGGAUUGCUUAUCAUCCCCGGAACUGAUCGGAUGGUUAGUUUCGAGGAGUGUAUAAAGUUGCAAAUCAUUAACCGGCAGUCGGCAUUCGUGUCGGAUCCGAAAAAUCCGGAACGUCGCGUUACAAUCGAUAGAGCGCUAGAGAAGAAGAUACUUGAUCCCGUCGGACGGUAUGCUAUGCGUAAGAAUGCCGAACCACUAACGAUGCGGCAGGCAAUAGAACAGGAAUACAUCAUCUUUGAACAGUGCCUACCCAGUUCGUCGUCAGUGUCCGAUGGGCCGGAUAGCCGCACGAUACAGAUCACGAAACGAUCAGGGCAACCGGAUCGGGUGGAAAUUUCCUCCUCCUCCGCUAAAAACUCGAAUUUAGUAGAGGUGAAAAUUGCUCCCACUCCAGAACUGAUGAGUCCGGAACCGCUUCAACUCGCACCGGGCAUUAUUUACGAUCCCAGCACGGCUCUUGUAAUAUUCGCUGAAACGGGACGCUCCGAUAGCAUAGUGGGUGCGGUUGCAAGUGGUAAAAUCGAUCCCAAUUUGGUACAGUUAGUCGAUCCAAGCAAUGUGAAUGGAGAGAAACUCUCUAUUGCGGAUGCAAUACAGCGUGGCCUUAUCGAUGAACAGACGGGUGAAAUUCGUACUGCCAAUGGUCCGUUAAGUAUGAUCGAAGCCAUCCAGAAAGGUAUUCUGUUAGUAGCGGGUGCACCAUUAGUCGCAGCCGCAGGUGCAAUAGACUCACUAAAAUUGUUUACCGAUCCGAUUACCGGUGAGGAAAUGCCCAUAGAAUUGGCAUACGAAAGAGGGUUAAUCACAAGAAGCCAGCUGCCAAGUCCGGAGCGGGCUGCGUUGCUAAAGAAAAAGCUUAGCGUUGAGAGCAGACGUUCCUCGGAAGGUAUCACAACAGUAGUGACGAAAACUGGCCCCCUAGAGUACGAUCAGGGUUCGCCGAGAAAAUUGCAAAAGAUGCGCAAAUGUGUUCUUCGGCCGAAGGAUGCAGCCGAGCAGGGUAUAAUAGAUCAAGACACAGCACAGAAGUUAGAAGACCCAGCACUAUUUGCGAAUGCUAAAACGACGCUCGCGGAUGUGCUAAAGAAUGGACAACUGAGUGGCGAGAGUGGUAGAAUAGUCGAUCCUCAAAGGGGUCAUGUGCUGAAUUUGAAUCAAGCGAUACAAAGAGGUAUGCUUGAUUUGCACGGAACAAACAUGAUCUUUGUCCCGAUCGCCCGUUGUCUCAGUUUGCCAGCACUGGAGACUCAGGGCCUGCUGAAUCCGUCCGACUCUAGAAUAUACCAUCCCGAAUCAGGACAAUUGCUAACGCUCCGUGAAGCGUUGUUGUGUGAAAUCAUCGAUCCUCUAGCUGAAGUAACAAUCAAUGAGCAUUCGAUGCCUCUGGAGCAAGCGAUAAGUGCCGGAUUGGUUAAUGAAGAUCGGUGUACACUUGCCGAUGACAUGAAGAUCGCUGAUGCCAUCGACCGGGGACUGUGUCACACUACGAACUACGAGUCUAAGAUCCCACCGAUCGGAAUGUCACUCCCAGUUGUUGUUGAGCGUGGUUUGCUAGAUAUCGAGAAGAAAGAAGUUACACAUCCUAUAUCACGUGUUCCGAUGGCAUUGGAGGUAGCAUUGAAAAAUGAUUUCAUCAUGGCUACUCCUUACACUCCGGACGUGGAUGGAGUGCAACUAUUAGCCGCUAUCGAUCAGGGCCGAAUUGAUACGACAAAGUGUACGUUUAAAGCACCACUGAAGGGUACGACCGAGGUUGUAGAUAUACCUCUCCGGGAAGCAAUAGAUUCGGGUAAACUAAUAGUUAAACCUUUGCCAAAGCUAAUUCAAAACCUUCAAGCAAAUCAUGCCGUUACAUCGGUACAGGAAACAGUGGCAGCAUUCCAUACCAUCACGACAAAGACGGUUGAAAUUCAGUCCGGGUAUGCGUUGAUCUCAGUGAAUGAGGUUCAAGAUUUGCAAACCGGAGCAAUCAUGUCUGUUGAGGAGGCAUACAAGCAGGGUAUAAUAUCAAAGCCCGAAGAAACGUGUGAAGAACACAUGCAGCAAGAAGUUAAAAUUGGGUUGAAUGAAGCAUUACUCCGGGGACUUUUAGAUGUAACGAAAGGUACCUUUAUCCAUCCCACUACUGGUGAAGUGAUGUCGAUUUCAGUCGCUGUCGAUCGUGGUUUCAUUGGAUCCCAUUCGUCAAGCGAGGAAACGCUCAAUCGAUCUCCGGAAAUGUCUCACAAAGCUAUUGGAAAAUUGGAAGUUUCCGAAAGGACACCUUCCGAAUCGCCUAAGAAACUGGCACAUAAUGAAACGAAGCCUGUGGCACAGUUUGUCGCUACUGAGAUGUUAGAGCGUAAAGACACUGGAACUGCUGCGCCUUCUUCCGUGGCAAAUAGUUCGACCGCUCCAAGCAGUGGAAGUAAUAUUGGUAACAAUAUCAAGGAUGCUGCCAAACUAGGCCUUAUGGCUGUUGUUGGUGCACCGGUACUUGGCGGUAUGGCUAUAGCGGGUGCGGUAAAGAAAGCUUUCGAGAAAAAGGAAAAAGAUGAUACUGCUAGUGGUGCUGGAUUUGAAGUUGUAGGAAAUAUAGAGGAACCAACAGUUCCAUUUGUCAAUCUCGCAACGGAUGAGAUUGUAAAGCCUGAGGGAAGCCAAAUAUCUAAGGCCCCUUCGCUUAAAGAUGAGGUACAGAAGCCGUCCGUUGAGUUUGUAACGGAGAAAGCACCACAAACAUUAGACGAAUUCGAUCCACCCAAUAAGAACAAUGAACAAUUUGUUGUUGAUAAUGUGGCGGCUUCGAAUCCAAUUAAAACAGAGGAAUAUGCUGCCAAAAAUGACAAACAGAUCACUUUAGACAAAGUAGCUCCAAGCGCAGAAGAUCAACUGCUAGUCAAAACGAAAGAACUGAAACCGGAAAAAGACAAAUUGAGCCAAUUUUUAGAGACAGAAAAAUCUGCUUCGCUUGUUCCUCAAAUGCCUCAAGCGCUUGAUGAUUCUGCUAAUCAAGCAGAAACACAAUCGAAGGUAGUACAAGAAACUGUCGCUAAUGUUUCGCUACCAUCAACAUCGAUUGAACACGCUCAAACUAGCGUUCCAGGUGAUUCGCUUGCAGAAUCGCAACAAAAGCAGAAACAGCAGGUGUAUGACGAGAUCGUCAAACAAUCCAGUGAUCUAGAGGUUCCGAAUAGCGACGAAGCAGUUCCUACGGAACAACCUGUUACGGUAACUGUUACACAAAUAGAAAAGGAUGGUUUAAAGAUUGAGACUUCUAUUCCUAAAAGUGAAGGGGAUAAACUUGUAUCUGUUUCUGACGUUCCGGUUAGGCCUGACAGUGAAAUUGCAGAUGAAAUAGUCACAAGACCAAUAGUCCAAUUGUCACAACCAUUGGUAAAAGAUGAUCUGCAGAGCUCCCAAGCGGCAACACCAAGCACAGAUUCGUCGGGAAUAGUGCUAGGAUCAAAUACUACGUCUGAUCCAACGAAGAGUAGUUCAGAAAUUGAAAAUAAAACAACAGCUAAUUCCUCUAAAGUGCCAACAGAUGUACCAGAAAGCGAAGGUAUUUCACGAUCAAUGACUGAGGUACCGUUCAGUGACCAGCAGACUAAUCAGGUUCCAAGUACUACUGACGCUUCUUCUGCUAGUGGAGCCGGUAGUAAAAUAAUGGAUGCAGCAAAGUUGGGUCUAAUGGCUGUUGUAGGUGCGCCUCUACUUGCAGGAAAGGCAGUAGUAGACGCCUUAAAGUCUGAUAAACAACCAACUUCUGGAAACGAAGUAGCUGCACCUGGUGCGGAAGCUUUGGAGCGUCAUGUCACGUUCGUCGAACGGCCAACAGAGCGACCAGAACGAAUGACAUUGGGUGAAGCGAUUUCUCAGGGUAAAAUUGAUCCCAAACACUGCCGCAUCAUGGUAGACGACAAGCAGAUGCCAUACACGGUGGAAGAGGGUUUAAAUAAAGGGAACGUGCGGAUUUACGAUGUGGUCGAUGUGCUUUCGAAGGAUCGCAUUUCCUUCGUUGAAGGUGAAGAAGGGGAAGAUACACUUGUGCUGGACGUAUCACUUACGGAACAGCGUCUGGGUGAGCUGGGAGUGUAUGAUGUAGAGAAUGGUUACUUCCUUAAUCCAACCUCCGGCGAGCCUGUAUCGUUCCGCGACUUUAUCUAUAAUGCGGGUGCGUUAAUCGAUCCGACUACCAUAUUUGUGAAAGAUCUCGGAAGGAAUCGCUUCGAGCGGUUGGAUGCUGCUUUGAAGAAGCAUCUGAUCGAUAAGCAUACAGGUCACAUGCUUGACAAUAAAACGGGAAAGAAAGUUAAGUUUGUUGAAUGUUGCCGCCGGGGUUGGAUUGUACAGCGUGAACCGGCCGGCGAUGAAGAUCUUUCCCCGACACUGGCUGAGGUAAUCGACGCAGGUCAGAUAAACCCGCAGACGGGCGAGUUUAUACAAAACAAUGAAAGCAUACCUAUCGCAGAAGCCUUGCGUGCUGGUUUUAUUGAUAACGAUUCGCUUUCCGUGAGAGAUCCUACCGAUGGACAGAUCGUACCGUUAGCGGUAGCCAUUGAAAAGGGCAUCAUUGAUCUGAAACUCGGUGUACUGUUCAACAAAGACACACAGGAAGAGAUCGAUCUGAACGAAGCGUACGUUAAGGGUUAUAUGCUGGAGGGUAAACGAAAGCCAAUAUCCUUGGAAGCAGCCGUACUCAAGGGUUUGUACAAUCCCGAGUCAGGUCUUAUACUCGACACCAUCACAGAGGAGAUGGUCGAUGUACAACAAUCCGUGGAUAAGGGUAUUGUUGAUCCGAAAAUAUCCAACGUUAAGGAUACGAAGGAGAACACUCUUGUACCGCUGCAGGAUGCACUGGACAAGAAACUGAUCGAUGCAGAAUCGGGCAAGUUGAAGGAUACUGCCAACGAUGAACUUGUACCGCUAGAUGUGGCGGUUGAAAAGAACUUGAUGGACACCAAGCAUGUGACGCACAGUUUGAUUGAUGUGCUGAGCCGCGAAUUCUACAAUCCGGCUACCGGUAAAAUUCUCGACCCGGCAAAUGGUGAUGAAAGCAAUCUGAAGGAUGCGAUCAAUACCCAGCUGGUUGAGAUCGACAGUGUACUGAUUCGUGAUGAGUCGCGAGAAAGUAUAGUGAAAUGUCGGGAUGCUAUUGCUAGUGGUUUAGUUGACGACGUAAGAGGUGUUUUGACUCGGCCAGAGCUUACGCUAGACCGUGCCUAUCAGAAGGGUUACGUGCUUAGCAACAAGAAACCAAUCUCUCUAGCCGAUGCGCUGCUGCGUGGUUUUUACGAUACUGCGACAGGAAAAUUGUUGCUUGAAGAUGCCACUACUCCUGUCACACUCGAGCAAGCGAUAACGAAGGGUGAAAUUUCCACCAACGAUUUAAUCGUACGCGAUCCAAAGAGUGGCACAGUGAUCAGUCUCGCCGAGGCAAUUCGCAGUGAGCUGGUAGAUCCUCGCGCGGGUUCCGUAGUAGACUCCGCCUCUGGCUUGAGCAUGGGUCUCGGAGAAGCAAUGGAUCGGGGACUAAUCGUAGCAUCGAAACGACGCUGCAGUUUACCAGACGCAGUGUACAGAGGUCUGUACGAUCCGAAGUCCGGGCAGUUCAGCAGUACAACUACACCGGAGCGGAUGUCUACGGAGCGCGCAAUACGGCGUGGUUUAUUGGAUCCCGAAUCGACUAUCGUUACCGUUGGUGGCAAAAUUGUACCAUUCGAACUUGCUAUCGAGAACGGUACAGUGGACGUGCGUCGUGGAACGAUUCGUGAUGACGAAGGUGUACGAAUCGAUUUCCGCGAAGCAUUCGAUCGAGGAUUACUGGUUGAGGUCCGCAAACCGAUCGGGCUUAGUGAAGCCGUGCUCAAGGGUAUCUAUCGGGAGGGCAAUGGGAAAUUUGUUGAACCCAAGACAGGCAAAAAGCUCACACUAGACCAAGCGAUCGCCGGCAAAUUGAUCGAUCCACAUUCGGUACAGGUGCGUGAUUCGACUACCGGGUACUAUAAGGAUUUGGAUCUAAACGAAGCAAUUGCAACACAAUUUAUCGACGGAGAGAACUCGAAAGUACAGCACGGUGAAGGUUGGAUAACGCUGAAGCACGCUUUUGACAUCGGUUUGCUAUACGAUCGAAAGGCACCGGUAAGCCUUCAGCGUGCAAUCCAUCAGGGUAUCUACGACGAUAAGACGGGCAAGUUUAUAGAGCCGGCCACCGGUCGUAAGAUAACUUUGCAGGAAGCGACGCGCAAGUUUAUCAUAAACCCGCAACUUCCUUGCUACUUUAACGAGCGCGACGAAACCAUGCUCAACCUGUUCGAGGCGUGUCGCGCGAAGUUAAUCGAUCGCCGUGAAGGAGUGUUCCGUGAACCGGGCAGUGAGGUGUUUAUCCCUCUCAGUGAAGCGCUCGCAUUAGGACUGAUCGUGGACAUUGAAAGUGCAGGCUUUGGGCUGUACGAAACACUUGCCAUGGGCUUCUACCGUCCACAAACUGGGCAAAUUCUUCAUCCGAUCACUGGUCGGCAGAUAUCACUGGAAGAAGCUUGCGCGGAGGAUAUCGUUAGUCCGGCAGCAUCUAUAGUGAAGCUCGCCAAAACGGGCCGUUACGUACGUUUGGACGAAGCAAUUGAACAAGGUGUUAUAGACGCCCAAGCAGGAAUGUAUCUGCUUUCGGAUGGAAAGAUCGACCUACAGGAAGCUCGCCGUAGAGGUUUGAUAGUAACCAAUCAGAAGCUACUGUCACUAGAGAAAGCCAUCAAGAUGGGUCUUUACAGGGCCGAUGCUGGUGGAUUUGUGGAACCCAGCUCGGAUGAUUUGUUGAAUCUGCAGGAAGCUCUUGACGCUGGUCUGCUCGAUUUCGAGACGACAGUGUACAAGGAUGCAGUUACUGGGCAGGAUAAGCCACUGCGUGCAGCUAUGGAUCACGCCGAUAUAGACGUGGAGAAGGGCAAGGUACUCGAUCGUAAGAACGAUCGGGCGUAUAACUUUGACGUAGCAUUCAGCAAGGGUCUGCUGGUGACAAUUAAUCGUCCAAUUACGGGCAAAAUCUUGGAGCGCAAAGAAUCGAUCGACAACCUGCUUCAGGAGUCACCGAUUGGCAAGGGUCCUAAAGAAAUGAGCUUACAGGAUGCAUUGCGCCACGAUCUUCUGUCGCUCGAAAUGUCUGUGUUACGUGAUCCACGUACAGGGUUGUUUGUGCCAUUGCGACAAGCGUUACACGAUGGUGUCCUGCAGGAGAGUGCCCGUGCUACCAUCGAUCCAAAACUUCUAUUCUUCACCUUCGACAAUGAUUGUGUGGUCUACGUGCGUGAACCGCUCAGCUUCGAUCGUGCCGUCGAGUUGCAGCUGCUGGACCUAUCUACCGGUCGGUUCCUGUCUCCGUCAUCCACCACCCAGCUCGAACGAGAUAACCCGCCGUCAGCCAUCACACUUCGAGACGCCAUUGUGCAGGGUCUUAUCGAUCCCGAAUCCGUACUACUGAAGGAUGGUGCAAAGCACAAGUUGCUGCACCUGCCGGAAGCAUUCCGGAAGGGUCUUAUUGAGCCGGAAAAAUCGAACGUACUCGAUACGGCCAGCUCGAAGCUGGUCCCACUGCAGACGGCCGUCGAGACCGGCCUGCUGACGACACCUCGUCGUUCGUUCGGGCUAUUCGAAGCACUCGACUAUCAGCUGUAUACGCCCGCCGAGGGUAACUUCCGCGAUCCGUUCCAUCAUACGGCACCGGCCCGUACACUUACGGCCACCAUCGAGUCCGGUCUGGUCGAUCCAUCGACAACGGUCGUGCGCGACAGUGUCGGUAAAGGUAGUGCAAUAGUGCCGCUCACGUCCGCCAUCACUAGCGGGCUGAUCGAUGCCACCCGCGGCCGUUACAACGGGGACGAUCACGAAACGAUCGAUCUCGUGCAGGCACGUGAGAAGGGAUAUCUAUUGCUAGCGGAGCAACGGCAAGCAGUGAUUGAGAAAUUCGCUCUCUGUGAGGACCACCUGGCCAAGCUCCUGGAAUGGAUAGCACGUGUCGAGCAAGCAAUUGCCGCCGUGGGAGGACCGAAGGAACGUGUCGACGAUCUGCGCAAUCAGAUCAACUCGCUGAAGCAAAUCAAGGAAGAUAUCGAUGGGCAGAGCCGUCCAGUUGCGUCUUGUUUGGAUCAAGUCCGACAGCUUGUAAUGAGCGGUGGAGAUGUUCUAAGUGCACCCGAGGUAGCUGCUCUCGAGACAUCCGGCCGUGAACUUCGCUCUCGUGUCGAUAAAGCACAGGAUCGUACCGGCAAACUGUUGCGUCGCUUGGGAGCUGCUCGUGAUGAGCUCGGUAAACUACGCACCGAAUUGGAUACCUUCUCCAGCUGGUUGCAGUCUUCAAGGCGCACGCUGGAGGAUAAGGAAAGCACUCUGUCCGAUUUGAACAACUUACCGUCGCAGUCAGACACGGUGAAGGAGUUCCACAGUGACGUGAUUGCACAUCAAGCCGAUCUACGAUUCAUCACGAUGUCCGCCCAGAAGUUUGUCGACGAGUGCAAGGACUAUUUGGGUGUGCUGAAUGAUUUCCGCACUACGCUGCCAGAUCGUUUGCCACACAUUGAGCAAAUAUCGAGCUCGGAUAGCCCGAUUCGUCAGGAAGUUUCACUUGUGACAGCGCAGUAUCGCGAUUUGUUGAACCGUGCCAAUGCUCUGUUGGAUCGUUUGGCUGGGCUUGGCAAUCGUCAACGGGACUAUCAGGAAUCGUUGGAAAAGGUGCGCAGUUGGUUGCGUGAUGUACAACCACGUGUAAGCAGUGUGCUUUCGGAUCCAAUCGCCGCCGACCCGCAAUCCGUGCAGGAUCAGAUGAAUCAGACAAAGGCGCUGCAGAGUGAGUUCCUGUCGCAAGGACGUUUGCUCGAUAAUGUUCAGCACUGUCUGGAUGCGCUGCUGAAGUCAUUGGCCGGGCGGUUGAGCCCAUCCGAAGUAUCUGCCCUGGAGAUUCCGGUGGAAGAGGUAAAGGAUAAGUACAGUCAACUGCUGGAAGCUCUUGGUGAUCGUUCGAAGCUGCUGGAUACCGCUUUGGUGCAAUCGCAAGGUGUACAGGAUGCGUUGGACGGUCUCGCGGUGUGGAUUAAUCAAUCAGAAGAGAAAUUCAAGCUGCAGAAUCGUCCAGCAUCACUGAUAAAGGAUCGUCUCAACGAGCAGGUGCGCGAACACCGUGGAUUGUUAAACGAUUUGGAAUCGCAUCGUACCAGUCUAGAAAGUGUAACACUGUCUGCACAAGAGUUGAUGGCUACUCCUUCAAACACGCGCCUUGCUAAGCGCAUCGAGAGUAACCUUAGCGAUGUAACGGGACGCUUCGAGAAACUGCUCGAUAAGGCACUGAAACGCGGUGAAUUCCUUGAGGACACUCUAUCGCAGCUAGCGAAAUUCUUGAACGAUUCAUCUAAUCUGGAGCAAGAAUUGACGGCCCUGAACGAUGCGCUAGAAGGACGUGAACUUGUAUCACUGCCGGCUGAAGUACUUGCCCAGCGUAUGGUAGAAUUAUCGCGUCUGAAGGAAGAUCUACGUCCGCAAUACGAAGCAACUGUUCGUCUUGGCAAGGAUCUAAUCGCUAAGCGCGAUGUGACCGAUACGGGAGUAGUACGUGAUCUGGUGAAGGUACUCGAGAACCUCUGGAAGACAAUGGACACGAAGCUGGAGGAGAAGUUGAAGUUGUCAAAGCAAAAGGCCGAACAGUUGCAUGCUUACGAGAACUUGAAGGAUCAAGUGCUCGUGUGGCUUUCGAGCAUCGAAACGCGAACGAACAAUCUCGCACCGGUCGCUGUAGAUGUAGAUGCGAUCAAAUAUCAGAUCGAGGAGGUUCGCCCGCUUGUCAAGGAGCAUCGUGAAUACGGUGUAACAAUUGAUCGAGUAAACGAUCUUGGUGCACAGUACGAUGCGUUGAUCCGUCCAGACAGUCCAACGCGCAAGCGCUCGGUGUAUAGUCCGAUUAAGCGCUCUAAUGUCAGCCCGAUGCGUCGGCUCUCGGGAGAUGCACGCUCGCCAAGCCCAACCAAGGGUGGACCAUCACCACUAUCACCCGCGAGCGGAUCGAGCGGAUUUGGUAGUCGGCGAUCGUCGCAAGACGGUUUCCAGCUAACCGAUCUGACUCCGAUUCAACAGCAGCUUACGGAAAUUAACAACCGUUACAGUUUGGUUGGAGCUCGACUAAACGAUCGUCAAAACGAACUGGAUUCGGUACGCGAUGAGGUCCGCAAGCACCAGGAUAACCUAAAGACACUGGCAAGCUUCCUCGAUAAAAUCCAGCGACAGGUGCCACGUGACGUUAUCGGAAACAAAGAAGAAGCCGACCGUUGUAACAAGCAGGCUCGUAAAAUCCUCGAAGAAAUGUAUGAGAGGCAAAGUCUGCUGGAUUCGACGAAGGCGCAAGUUAAGGAUUUGCUGAAGCGUAAACCGGACGUGCAGGGAGCUGAACGUCUGCGUUCAGAGUUGGAUGCAGUUGCUGACCGUUGGAAGAAUCUGAACGAUUUGUGCAAGGAUCGUAUUGCAUUCUCCGAGCAUCUGCGCGACUUCCUCGAUACCCAUGACAACCUAAACACUUGGCUGGCUGCGAAGGAGCGUAUGCUGACCGUGCUUGGACCGAUCUCUUCGGAUCCACGUAUGGUGCAGAGUCAGGUUCAGCAAGUGCAGGUGCUGCGAGAAGAGUUCCGUGGACAACAGCCUCAGCUUAACCACUUGCAAGAAGUCGGAAGCGCCGUCUUGGAGCAAUUGCGCGAAUCGUCACCCGAAGGACAGGCCGUCUCAACGAAGCUGCGUAACGUCCAGAAGAAAUGGGACGACCUCGUAGCUCGAUUAGACGAGCGAGCUCAAAGCCUUGGUGCUGCGGCGGACAGUUCGAAGGAGUUCGAUGCCGGAUUGAACCGAUUGCGCGAAGCAUUGCAAACGAUAAGCGACAAUCUCGAUUCACUGCCGACGGACCGUGAUCAUCAGGAGACGCUGCGUAAGAUUGAGAACCUCGAGCGUCAGCUAGAAGGUCAGCGACCGCUUUUAGCCGAUUCCGAAGCGGCUGCCGAAACGCUGUGCCGUGUGCUGAGUGAUCCGGUUUCACGUGCCGACGUGAAUGCGCGUGUGUCUGCGGUCGGAAAGCAGUAUCAAACUUUGCAGAAGAAGCUCGAUAUGCGCAAGGCUGAGACAGAUGCGGCACUACGCGAUGGACGCCAGUUUGCUGAAACAUGCGCUAAAACGCUGGGAUGGUUGUCGGGAGAGUUGGGCAACUUGACUGACCGCUUGCUUGUUUCGGCACAUCGACCAACGCUGCAACAUCAGAUCGAUACGCACGAGCCCGUGUAUCGUGAAGUGAUGGGCCGAGAGCAUGAAGUUAUCAUGCUGUUAAACAAGGGACGUGACCUACAGGAUAAGCCGGGACAGACAACUGAUCGUGCUAUGCAGCGCGAUCUAGAGAAGAUUGCGCAACAGUGGGACCGACUUCGUUCGGCAGCCGUCGAUCGUCAUUCGCGCCUGCAGACGUGCAUGGAGCACUGUAAAAAGCAUGCUGCCGCAUCGGAAGCGUUCUUGUCAUGGCUUCGCGGUGCUGAGGAUAGACUGUCCAUGCUCAAGCCUGGUCUGCUGAAGAAGCAACAGCUCGAUCAACAGUUGCGCGAUCUGCAGACUUUCCGCAGUGAUGUGUGGAAGCGUUCCGGAGAAUAUGAGACAUGUCGCACCCUUGGUGAAACGUUCAUUGGUGCAUGCGAUGUCGAUAAAGAGGCAAUCAAGGCAGAACUUCAGGAUAUGAAGGAUCGCUGGGAGCGUUUGAACAAUGAGCUACUGGCCCGUGCACAAACCUUGGAAACGUGUGCCAAACGGUUGGGUGACUUCAACGAAGAGCUCCGCGAUCUCGAUCAUGCUGUUGGUCGCUGUGAGGAUCGUCUUGCAGCGCACGACGCACUGGGCGGUGCAGCUAAAGAUCCGAAACUAUUGGAACGGGUACGUGCCAUCAAGGAUGAUGCUACUGCGCUGCGCAAACCUCUUCAAUCGGUGCGCAAAUUGGCCGGCGAAAUUGCAGGUGAAGCACGUGCCGCUGGUGGCGAUGCUGAUCAUCUAAAAUCGGAAGUGGACGGUAUUUCGGAUCGCAUCGAAGAUCUUCAUGCACGGUUGGACGAUCGCUGUGGUGAGUUGCAAUCGGCAGCUACUGCAGUGUCGCAGUUCAACGAUAAGGUGAAACUACUUGGUGUUGAUUUGAAUGACCUAGAGCAACAGGUUGAUUUGUUGCAUCCACCUGCACGCGAGAUCAAGGUUGUGUUGAAUCAAUUGGACGAAGUUACUGGUAUCCUCAACAAGAUCGAUCGUGUAGCGGCGCACGUCAGCGAAGUGGAACGUGCCGGUGAGCAGCUAGUAGACUGUGGCUUUGCUCCCGAUACUGCGCAAACUCGUGAUCAGAUUGGAACGCUCCGCAAACAGCUUGGUCGUCUAGAGAAUCGCGCACGCGAUCAUGAUGACGCGCUACAGCGCGCUCUGAAAGCUUUGGAGAAGUUCUACGACCUGCAUCAGCACACUCAGGAAGAUCUUGGCGAAGUAGGCGAUCAGUUGAAGAAGAUGAAACCCGUCAGUUCGGAGCUGGAACAGAUUCGUCAUCAGCAGGACGACUUACGUCGAUUCCGUCAACGCGUGGUAGAUCCGUUAACGGGCAAAAUUGAGGAACUGAACCGCUUGGGACAAGACUUGAUUCGCUCUGCUCAGGGUGGUGUACCAACCACGGCUCUUGAAAAAGACCUCGAGAAGAUCAACGAUCGCUGGAACGAACUGAAGGAAAAGCUAAACGAACGCGAACGACGUCUCGACGUUGGUCUGUUGCAGUCUGGCAAGUUCCAAGAAGCUCUCGAUGGUCUAUCGGAGUGGUUGAAGGUCACGGAAGAGAUGGUCGCCAACCAGAAACCACCGUCAGCUGACUAUAAGGUUGUAAAAGCACAACUUGCCGACCAGCCGUUCCUGAUGAAGAUGUUGUCGGAUCGACAAGAAACGAUGGCUUCAUUGUUCGAGUUGGGACAGGAAGUAGCCGCUGGAUGUGAUGCUUCCGAGAAGGCCGCCAUCGAACGGCAGCUGAAGGAAUUGAUGCGUCGUUUGGACGAUCUUACUGAUGCUGCCCAACGUCGUACACACGAUCUUGAGCAGGCAAUGCAUGUGGCGAAACAAUUCCAGGAUCAACUGAUUCCGCUGACGAAAUGGUUAGAUGGUGCGGAACGUGCCGUGAAAGCAAUGGAACUUGUACCGACAGAUGAGGAGAAGAUCCAGGCGCGCAUUCGUGAACAUGAGCAAUUGCACGAUGAAAUUCUGUCAAAGAAGCCUGAUUUUACCGAAUUGGCCGAUAUUGCCGCUCAGUUGAUGGAGUUGGUGGGUGACGAUGAAGCCGUAACACUGAGUGAGAAGGUGAAAAAUACUACCGACCGGUACACGGAUUUGGUGGUGGCUAGCGAAAACAUUGGCCACAUACUGAACGAAUCCCGGCAGGGACUGCGUCAUCUCGUGCUCACUUAUCAGGAUCUUGUUUCAUGGAUGGAAAAGACCGAGAACAGGUUGCAACGUUUCAAGAUCAUUCCGGUUCACACUGAGAAGCUUCUCGAACAGAUGGAUGCAUUGGUGGUGCUGAACGAAGAAAUUGCUAGCCGCUCACCGAACGUUGAAUCGACGGUAGAGGCAGGUUCGGAGUUGAUGAAACAUAUUUCCUCCGAUGAGGCAUUGCAAUUGAAGGAUAAACUCGAUUCGCUGCAACGUCGCUACGGUGAACUGACAACGAAGGGUGGAGAUCUGCUCAAGCAUGCACAGGAUGCUCUUCCACUGGUACAGCAGUUCCACGACAGUCAUAUGCGUUUGGUCAACUGGAUGCAGGCUGCUGAAUCGUCUCUCGCAACGGGUGAUUCUAACGAGAAUGAUAUUGCUCGUCUAGAAGCAGAACUGACCGAAAUUCGUCCACUCUUGGAGCAGGUGAACUCGAUCGGACCUCAGCUUUGCCAGAUUUCGCCCGGAGAGGGAGCGUCGACAAUUGAAGGAAUCGUGACAAGAGAUAACCGUCGCUUUGAGGCAAUCGUCGAACAGAUUCAACGUAAAGCAGAGCGUCUACAUCUGAGCAAACAACGUUCGAACGAGGUUACGGCAGACAUUGAUGAACUGUUGGAAUGGUUCCGCGACAUGGAUGCUACGUUGCGCGAUGCAGAUCCUCCUGCAAUGACACCGAAGCUGGUGCGAACGCAGCUACAAGAGCAUCGUUCGAUCAACGACGACAUCUCCAGUCAAAAGGGACGUGUCCGUGAUGUUACUGCGGCGGCUAAGAAGGUGCUGCGUGAAUCGCAACCAAAUGACAACACGAUUGCAUUGCGCGAGAAACUAGAGGAUCUAAAGGAGGUGGUCGAAACAGUGGCAGCCUUAUGCUCGAACCGUCUUUCAGUGCUCGAGCAAGCAUUGCCUCUAUCGGAACACUUCGCAGACUCGCACACUGGACUCGCAACGUGGUUGAACGACAUGGAGCAUCAAAUCUCGAUGCUAUCGAUGCCGGCAUUGCGUGCAGACCAGAUCGCUAUACAGCAGGAUAAGAACGAACGGUUAACACAAUCGAUCGCUGAGCACAAACCACUGCUGGACAAGCUGAACAAAACUGGAGAGGCUUUGAUGGCACUGGUUGCCGACGAUGAUGCGGCCAAGAUCGGUGAAAUUCUGGACUCUGAUAACGCUAGAUAUGCUGCCCUUCGUACCGAGCUACGCGAUCGACAAAACGCGCUUGAUCAGGCACUGCAGGAAUCAAGCCAAUUCUCGGACAAACUGGAGGGAAUGUUACGCGCGCUGCAGAACACAGCCGAACAAGCCAAUCAGGCUGAUCCGAUCUCUGCUCAUCCGCCCAAGAUUCGCGAUCAAAUCGACGAAAAUGUUGCUCUCGUACAGGAUAUCGAUAAACGUGGAGAAGCAUUCGCCGCCGUACAACGGGCCGCUAGCGAUGUCAUCUCGAAGGCUACCAAUCAGUCCGAUCCAGCUGUGCGCGACAUCAAAAAGAAACUGGACAAGCUAAACGCUCUGUGGGGCGAUCUGCAAAAGACGACGUCGAAACGAGGUGCCGCAUUGAACGACACACUCGCCGUCGCCGAGAAGUUCUGGAAGGAAAUGCAAGCGGUUAUGGAGACGCUGAAGGAACUGCAGGAUGCACUGCAAACGCAGGAACCACCAGCAGCACAACCGCAAGCCAUUCAAAAGCAGCAGGUUGCGCUGCAGGAAAUUCGCCAGGAGAUCGAUCAAACCAAGCCGGAGGUCGAACAGGUGCGUCGUACUGGCAGCAAUCUCAUGUCGCUGUGCGGUGAACCGGACAAGCCAGAGGUAAAGAAACACAUCGAGGACCUGGACCAUGCGUGGGACAACAUUACCGCGCUAUAUGCUAAGCGUGAGGAGAACCUUAUCGAUGCCAUGGAGAAGGCAAUGGAGUUCCACGAAACGCUGCAAAAUCUGCUGAACUUCUUGGCCCGCGCUGAAGAUCGGUUCCAGAAGCUUGGACCGCUUGGUUCGGACAUUGAAGCAGUCAAGAAGCAGAUCGAACAACUGAAGCACUUCAAAGACGACGUCGAUCCACACAUGGUGGAAGUGGAGGCAUUGAACCGACAAGCGGUAGAGCUUACGGAACGUACUUCUGCCGAACAGGCUGGUGCCAUCCGUGAGCCACUGAAUGCCGUCAACCGGCGAUGGGAGAAUCUCCUGCGCGGUAUGGUCGAGCGUCAGAAGCAGUUGGAGCAUGCGCUUCUACAUCUCGGACAGUUCCAGCAUGCGCUGAAUGAGUUGCUCGUGUGGAUCAACAAAACCGACGCAAACUUGGACGAGCUGAAACCUAUCCCAGGUGAUCCGCAGCUUUUGGAAGUUGAGCUUGCCAAGCUGAAGGUGUUGGCAAAUGACAUUCAUGCACACCAGAGCUCGGUUGAUACGCUAAACGAUGCGGGUCGCAAGUUGAUCGAGAAUGAUCGUGGUUCCCUCGAGGCGUCCACUACGCAGGAUAAGCUGCAGCAGCUGAAUAAGCAAUGGCGCGAUUUGCUGCAAAAGGCAGCCGACCGUCAGCACGAGCUGGAGGAAUCAUUGCGUGAAGCACAGGCGUUUACCGCCGAGAUUCAGGAUCUGCUUGGAUGGCUGGGUGACGUUGAUGCAGUGAUCAGUGCGAGCAAACCUGUCGGUGGUCUGCCGGAGACAGCAUCCGAGCAGCUCGAACGAUUCAUGGAAGUUUACAACGAGCUGGAAGAAAACCGUGCCAAGGUGGAAACGCUAAUCGCCCAGGGACAGGAGUACGUACGCAAGCAGACGCAACUGCAAGUGUCUGCCAGCAAUCUGCAGCAUACGCUGCGGACGCUGAAGCAGCGCUGGGAUGCAGUUGUUUCGCGUGCUUCCGACAAGAAGAUCAAACUGGAAAUUGCAUUGAAGGAAGCAACCGAAUUCCACGACGCGCUGCAAGCAUUCGUCGAAUGGUUGACGCAGGCUGAGAAGCAACUGUCGAGCGCGUCAGCAGUGUCUCGCGUUUUGGAAAUGAUUCAACAGCAGAUGGAAGAGCACAAGGUGUUGCAGAAGGACGUAUCCAUUCAUCGUGAGUCGAUGUUGCUGUUGGACAAGAAGGGUACGCACCUGAAGUACUUCAGCCAGAAGCAGGACGUCAUUCUGAUCAAGAAUCUGCUCGUUUCCGUACAACAUCGCUGGGAGCGUGUGGUGGCAAAGGCCGCCGAACGAACGCGUGCGCUCGAUCACGGCUACAAAGAAGCCCGUGAAUUCCACGAUGCUUGGGUGCAGCUGACCGGCUGGUUGAAGGAGACGGAGAAAAUGCUGGACACGCUGGCCGAGGAAACGAGCAACGAUGCGGUGAAAAUCAAGAAGCAUCUUGAGAAGCUUCGCGAAAUCCAGCGCAACUUGCAGUCGAAGGAAAGCUUCUACGAUAGCACGAUGCGCAACGGUAAGGGUCUAAUGGAUCGGGCACCGAAAUCGGACGAACCGGUGUUGUCGAAGAUGAUGAGCGAGUUGAAGGAUUCGUGGAAGCGCGUAUGCCAGAAGAGUGUUGAGCGCCAACGCAAGUUUGAGGAAGCACUGCUGCUAUCCGGCCAGUUUGCCGACGCGCUGCAGGCCCUUCUCGAUUGGUUGCGCAAAACGAAGGCGCGCCUGGCCGAGGAUGGACCGGUGCACGGCGAUCUGGACACGGUAACUACGCUUGUUGAGCACCAUCGCCAGCUGGAAUCCGAUUUGGACAAACGUUCCGCGCAGAUGCAGAGUGUGAUGAAGACUGGUCUUGAGCUGGAGCGAUCCGAUGAGUCACGAGAAACUAGCAAGAAUCUGAAGGAAAUGCAACGACUCUGGGAUGACGUACAGGAUUUGAGUAGUCGCCGUAAGAGCCGGUUGGAUGUGGCCCUGAAGGAAGCGGAACGGCUACACAAGUCUGUGCACAUGCUGCUCGAGUGGCUGUCGGAGGCGGAACAGAAGCUUCGAUUUGCAGCUGCCGCACCGGACGAUGAGUCACAGGCGAAGGACCUGCUUGACAUCCAUGCCAAGUUCAUGAAGGAACUGCGCGAGAAAGAAUACGACAAGGAGGAUACGAUUGGCCUAGCUAACAGCAUCCUAGGAAAGGCCCAUCCAGAUGCGAUACCCAUCAUCAAGAACUGGAUUUCCAUCAUUCAAUCGCGCUGGGACGAAAUCUCACAAUGGGCCAUCAGUCGACAGACCAAGCUGGAGCAACAUUUGAAGGAUCUGCAAGAUUUGGACGAAUCAAUCGAAGAGUUGCUGGCUUGGUUGGCUGGAUUGGAAGCAACACUGCUAAAUCUCGAAACGGAACCACUGCCGGAUGAAAUUCCACCGCUGGAGGUGCUGAUUGCGGACCAUAAGGAGUUCAUGGAAAAUACUGCACGCCGUCAGGGUGAGGUUGAUCGUGCUUGUAAACCACGCCAACCACCACCAGGCCUCAAAGAAACACGUAAACCUUCCCGUGGUGUACUAAAGACACCAAUUAAAGGAUCUCAGGCCGAUCUACGUGAGCAUUCACCCGACUACGGCACAUUAGGACGCAAGCAGAGCUUUAAGGGAUCGCGUGAUCAAGGCCUGAAUUCACGUCGCACAAGCAGCCGCGUGAGUCCUGGACGUGAAACGCAAACACCGGAACGUGAUCGGUUGCCCCAUUAUGGUCCACGGUUUUCACCAAGCAAUCAAGCGGAUACAGAACUUCGAUCACCACGUGCCAAACUGCUGUGGGAGAAGUGGCGCUACGUGUGGAUGAUGGCAUGGGAACGUCAACGCCGUCUGCACGAUCACAUGCUCUACCUGCAAGAUGUGGAGCGCGUCCGGCAGUUUAGCUGGGAGGAGUGGCGCAAGCGUUUCCUGAAGUUCAUGAACCACAAGAAAUCGCGCCUAACGGAUCUGUUCCGCAAGAUGGACAAGGAUAACAACGGUCUGAUACCACGCGAAGUGUUCAUCGAUGGAAUUAUUGGCACAAAGUUCGACACGUCCAAACUGGAAAUGGGAGCCGUAGCCGAUCUGUUCGAUCGCAACGGUGAAGGAUUGAUCGAUUGGCAGGAGUUCAUUGCAGCGUUACGGCCCGACUGGCAGGACCGCAAACCGAAGACUGAAGCGGACAAGAUACACGACGAAGUCAAACGGUUGGUCAUGCUGUGUACGUGUCGACAGAAGUUCCGCGUGUUCCAGGUCGGCGAAGGAAAAUAUCGGUUCGGUGACUCUCAGAAGCUACGCUUGGUGCGCAUUUUGAGAAGCACAGUCAUGGUGCGUGUCGGAGGUGGAUGGGUAGCACUUGACGAAUUCCUGGUCAAGAACGAUCCUUGCAGAGCCGACGAACAUUUGGCCGAACUGAUGCCAAUUUUUGAGCAGUUGCGUGCGCAGGGUAAUCUGCCUUGCACUUACCCGCUGCAUGUUACCUCCAGCGGAACUGCCUUUAUUCGUGGCGGUUCCCGUUCCACUCCGCUCAGUCCGCAUGCCCCUCACUGUCAUCCUUCGACGCAUUGGGUACGCGAACGUUCGGCAAAAUCGAUUUCCAUGUCGAGACCAUCGCGCUCAUCCCUGUCCGCUUCCACACCGGAUUCGCUCAGCGAUAAUGAGAGCGGAAUUGGAACACCAGGACGUUUCCAGACGCCCAGCCGCAAAUCUUCAGUGCCAGUCAGUCGAUCUCAGAUGACACCGGGCGGAUCGAGGGCAAAUUCACGACCCAGCUCACGACCGGCUAGUCGGGCCGGGUCGAAACCUCCGUCACGGCACGGAUCUACACUGUCACUGGACAGCACGGACGAUGCAACACCGUCGCGCAUUCCUACCCGUCGGCUUACGCAAACAUCGACACCGCGGCCAUCUCGCCUGUCGGUCGGAUCCGUUUCCGGUCGUACUGGUACCACCACUACCACCACCAACGGUGUCUCAUCGCGAACGGCUUCCGGAGCUGCAUCGCCUGCCCCAACGAGAAACGGUGGCAUGAGUCGAUCAUCCAGUAUACCAACACUAAUAGGAUUACCAAAUAGCAGCCAACCUCGCUCACGGAUUCCCGUCCGUCAAACUUCCAAUGUAUCGAACUCUUCAUCAGCGACGGGAAAAACCAGCGGUGCAUCCACACCUUCCGGUAUGCAGACACCACGCCGUACGUCGGUAGAACCCGGCACGCCCGGUACCGUUCCGCAGCGACCGGAAAGCCGCAAUUCACGUGGCACAACACCGAGUGAAAAGCGGGCACCGUUCCGGUUGUAGACGGUGAGUGAAUGAAUGCCCGACCCACCCUUCGUGUGAUAUCUCGUGAGCGAGCAGCAACCAGUGCCAGAAAGUGUACCAGAAACAAAACAAAUUGCGUAUUAUAGUUUUCGCUAUCCAAUCGACGCCUGCUACAAGCAAACGAAACGAACCAUCUUUUUAAAAAGCGAAACACAUAUACGAAACACGCUUUCGACAAGAAAAGGAAACAACUACAGCGAUAGAGAAGAUUGUAGAAUUGGAUAAACGUAGACAAACAACAGCAAAAGGAGGAAAAGAAUUGUAAGAUAAAGAAAGUAAGGCUAAAAACGUUCUAAACUACAAUUAGAAUGGAUAAAAAAGUGAAAAAAAGAGAAUGCAAAAUAAUUGCAUCCAUUGUCACCAUGUACUUCCAGUGAACAAUAAUGCAAUAUGCAAGAGAGAAAGAGAGAAACAAGCAUAGAGGCUUAAACCCCCUCAAUGCAAAACAUGGAAAACAUCACGGAAAAUCGAACCACUCUCGAAUAGAUAAUGAAUUGGAAUGAACCAAGUGUUAACUACAAAAAAAUGAAUUGCAUGAAAGGGGGUAAAAAUCGCCAGUUUUGUCCCUUUUCCAUGACAGUUCUUUUACAUUCGCUCGUUCGUUUGGUCGAAAAUGAGCCCAAAACAAAAGAAAAGAAAGCACAACAACAUCUAUUUGCUUUUCUUGUUUCUUACUGUUGUGUUGUUUAUUAUAAUUAUUUUCUAUGAAAUGGAGAGAUGUUUCUUUUGUUAUAAUUUAUCUUCUCUUCUAAUUCUAAUUGAACUUUCAUUUUUCAAUUGAGUUUUUUUCUUUAUUUCUACAUUAUUCUUAAUAAUUAACAUAUUAUUUAUUGUCAUUUCUUUUUCAAGCAAGCUUUUUUUCUGUUAAGCUAUUUAUGUUUUUUCUUAUUUUCAUUUUUGUUUUGUCCUUAUUAAUUAAAUUCGUCACUCGGUACGAAUUAUUUUUGUUUCCUGUGGGAGAAGCGAAGUUGUAGUAAAAGAUCGCCAGCUUUUACUUCCUCUUCGUUCAACCAUGUAUGUGAAGAACGAGAAAAGAGAAAAGUAUUCACGAGAUGUUCUCUUUCGCCGGUAGCUUUUUUAAAGGUGUGACAAGAAGUGAAGGGAGUGAAAAAAUCGCCAGUUUUUCUUUCCACCCACAAACCGUGGGUUGCUUCUUGCAGCACGCAUGACAAAAGGGCUACCGUGCUGGACAGAUAUCUCGCACUGCCUCUUUAACAGCACUUUACCAGUGUGUUUGGUUAUCAAACACAAUCACACAAAAGUGUGCAGCAAGAGACACGUUUAUAUCACAAUUACAAUAAAACAAAACAUGAAUUUGUUUACUUUUACGUUUUUGAACACGUUUUAUUUGUCAGCUCGUUGUUAAUAUGUGUGUAGUGCAAUGACAUGCAUACAUUUUUUUUUUCUUUUUGCCAAUCGAAUUAUGGAAAAAACGCUUUCAAAUAAAACAAAACAAACGAAGAAAAAAAAAGUCAUUUAGUAUCUAAGCGAAUUAAAACUGUUUUGCGCACGGAUGUAUGCGUGAAAGAUGAGUUCUGGGCGCAAGAAUUAACAAUUGCAACACACAUCUAAUAUAGCUCCCUCGUGUGUCGUGUUCGAAUAUAAAUUUUCGCUUAUUGUAUUUUACAUAGAAAGAACAACGACAGUGAUAAGAAGAGAAGUUAGCGAAAAGUGAGGGAAACACGUUAUUUGCAUUCGUUCGUUUUUUUUUGUUUGUUUUGGUUCUUCUACAUGUUAAUGUUUUCUUUUUUUAUUAUUAUAUAUAUUUCUAAACAUACCACGUGUAUUGUUGUCAUCUCUUGCGCUAAUACAAUAAUUCCUGCUAGACUAAAAUUUGGGGCCGAAAACACACACACAAAAAAACUUGAAACAAGAAACAGUCGUUGUUUCUGUGAAGAGGAAACAAAAGAACGGGAGGCCCCGUAAGUUUUGCCCAUUGUAAUUAUUAUAAAUAUAAAAGUUACACGUAAAGAAUGAAAGCAAAAGUAAAAAAAAAAGAAAAUCAGCAAACAAAAGAAUUAAACAUUUAAAAAAAGUCGUAGAUAAUCUCUUAGUUUUGCGGCAUUGUUCAGUUAUAGAUGAGUAGGGUUUUUUUAAUAAAACAAACGAGAAAAAAAGUUAGACAAAAAAAAGAAAGAGAAAGAUAGAUAGAAGGAAAAACGCGCGCACCGCCCGCAUAUUGGGUGGGAUAAUUAAUUAACGAUUAACUCCUAGCUUAUUUGUAACUUGUAACUAAUUAAUAACAGAAGUUAAGGAAAAGAGAACGAGAACGAAACGAAAGAGCGAAAGAAGAACGACAGUGUGUGAGAAUGAUAACAGGGAAAAUGAGAAAAUGAAUGUGCGAAAGAAGAAGUAGCAGCUAGCAAUAACGAGCUUCAUUCGACGGGUUUCAAUUCCUGUUUUCUAUUGCCGGUACAACCUUUUCCCUUGUGACGUUUUAGCACUAUAGGAAUUAGUAGCAUUUUCUUCGUUGUUGAGUUUUGCUACACAAACACACAAUAAAUGCACAGAAAUAAUAGUAAAGAAAACCAAGUUUCCUCACCAAUAGAAACGCUUACAAAUGUUGAAAGCAACCGGUAUGGAGCUAUUUGCUGAAUGAACUAGAAAAAUCCUAUUACCGAUUAGAGGAAAGUAAAAGAAACCACAAGGAAAGGAAAAUAUCAGCUUAGGGAACGAACCCGAAGAAGAAGAGAAGAAUGCAGCAAGACAAACUGUUCUAAAAACAAAUUAAUAAAGACGAAACAACAGUUAUUAAUCAAA